Anolis carolinensis (green anole) is the source of this 5179-nucleotide messenger RNA. RefSeq names its product Rho GTPase activating protein 10 (gene arhgap10). The transcript is spliced from 23 exons. The record is from RefSeq and is a predicted model, not a curated record. Bases 505 to 2847 code for a protein of 780 amino acids. Gene Ontology annotation, biological process: signal transduction; negative regulation of apoptotic process; cytoskeleton organization. Gene Ontology annotation, cellular component: cytoplasm; cytosol. Gene Ontology annotation, molecular function: GTPase activator activity; protein binding. NCBI's taxonomy places the organism in Eukaryota, Metazoa, Chordata, Lepidosauria, Squamata, Anolidae.
GAAGGGGUCCGGCUAGCUGGAGGGCGAAGAACCAGGGAAUGCCGGAAGGAGCCGAGGGAGAGGGAGGCCUUCGGAAGAGCCUGAGGAGGGAGAGGAAGGCAAGGCCGGCGCUCCUCCGGGGACGGAGGAGGAGAGGCGGGGGAAGAAAGGGCGAGGAUUACUGGGAGGCGGGACUGGGAGCACUGGGCGGAGAGUCAAGACCGGAGCAGCUGCUUGGGAUUUUAUUUUGUUCCUGACAGGAUUUUGCGUGUGAGGGAGAGCCUCCUUGGGGACUACAAAGCCCGGAGCGACUUCCUUCGACGGACAGUUUCAGUUUUCCUGAGGAGAGAAGCGUCUCCUCGCCUUGGCCGCCGGGUUGAUCAGGGUCCCAUGCUGUUUGGCGGGAGGCGUUGCUCCUGGUAAGGCGCUGCCUGGAAGAGGAGAGGAGAAGACGGCUGGGAGGAGGAGGAUUUGCCCAGAGCCUCCUCCGAUUCCUCUUCUUCCUCCUCCUUCCCCGCCGCCGCCAUGGGGCUGCAGCCCUUGGAGUUCAGCGACUGCUACCUGGACAGCCCCUGGUUCCGCGAGAGCGUCCGCGCCCACGAGGCCGAGCUGGAGAAGACCAACAAGUUCAUCAAGGAGCUGCUCAAGGACGGGAAGAACCUCAUCGCCGCCACCAAGAGUCUUUCAGCUGCCCAAAGAAAGUUUGCUCGCUCAUUGAGAGAUUUUAAAUUUGAAUUUAUUGGUGAUGCAGAAACAGAUGAUGAAAGAUGUAUAGAUGCAGCCCUCCAUGAAUUUGCUAAUUUUCUGAAAAAUUUAGAAGAACAAAGAGAAAUAAUGGCCCUUAGUGUUACAGAAACUCUGAUCAAGCCCCUGGAAAGGUUCAGAAAAGAGCAACUUGGAGCUGUAAAGGAUGAAAAGAAGAAGUUUGAUAAAGAAACUGAAAAAAACUAUAGUUUAUUAGACAAGCAUUUAAAUAUGUCCGCUAAGAAGAAAGAAGCUCAGCUGGCGGAGGCUGACACACUAGUGGAGCAAACCCGAAAACAUUUCUAUGAGUUGUCACUUGAAUAUGUGUGUAAGCUACAAGAGAUACAAGAACGGAAGAAAUUUGAGUUUGUAGAACCUGUCCUGUCGUUUUUUCAGAGUAUGUUCACUUUCUACCAUCAAGGCUAUGAGCUCGCCAAAGAUUUUAACCAUUACAAAAUGGCUCUGCAAAUAAAUAUCCAGAAUACAAGAAAUCGUUUUGAGGGAGCAAGAUCAGAAGUAGAAGAGCUCAUGAAUAAAAUCAAGCUAAAUCCUCAGGAACAUAAAAGAGCGAAUCAGUUUACAAUGGAAGGUUACCUUUAUGUACAAGAGAAAAGACCUGCACCAUUUGGCUCCAGCUGGGUGAAACACUACUGCAUGUACAAGAAAGAGACAAAGAAGUUUACUAUGAUACCAUUUGAGCACAGGUCAGGAGGAAAACUUGGUGAACUGGAAGUCUUCCUCCUUAAGCACUGUAUUAAAAGGAAUACUGAUUCUAUAGAUAGGCGGUUCUGUUUCGAUAUGGAAGCAGUAGACAAACCUGGUAUAGCUAUGACAUUACAAGCAUUCUCCGAAGAGGACAGAAACCACUGGUUUGAAGCAUUAGAUGGAAAGGAUUCUGUUUUCCUCAACUUGAACAGGUCUAGUACAAAAAGGCAAGGAAGUGCGCAGCUAGAUAAGAUUGGGUUCACAGUUAUCAGAAAAUGCAUCAGCGCUAUUGAAACAAGAGGUAUAGAUGACCAAGGACUAUACAGAGUUGUGGGGGUGAGUUCAAAGGUCCAGAGACUACUGAAUUUGUUAAUGGAUGCAAAAACAUGUAAUGAACUUGAUUUGGAAAAUUCUAAAGAGUGGGAAGUAAAGACAAUUACAAGUGCAAUGAAACAAUACUUGAGAAGCCUUCCAGAACCCUUGAUGACGUACGAUUUACACAGAGAUUUCAUCAGUCCUGCUAAAAGUGGCAGUCCUGAGUCCCGUGUUAAUGCUAUCCACUUUUUGGUUCAUAAACUUCCAGAGAAGAACAAAGAAAUGUUGGAUAUAUUGGUGAAACAUUUAGCAAAUGUUUCAGACCAUGCAAAGAAGAAUCUCAUGACUGUAGCAAAUUUAGGAGUAGUAUUUGGACCAACGUUAAUGAGGCCGCAGGAGGAAACUGUGGCUGCCCUCAUGGACCUGAAAUUUCAGAAUAUUGUGGUUGAAAUCCUAAUUGAAAACCAUGAUAAGAUUUUCCAAACUCUGCCUGAUGCCACUUUCCCUGAGCCGAUCUCUGUAUCAGUGUCUCCUCCAAAUGCUCCGCCACGACAAUCAAGAAGACAAGGGCAACGUAAUAAGAGGCCUGUUGCUGUAUAUAAUCUCUGUCUUGAGCUGGAUGACAAUGACAGUCUUAAUCCUCCCAAAGAAUGCACACCCACUGGUAGCACCGAUUCUCUUUCUUCUCAGUCUCCAACAACUGCUACCCCCAACAGCCCUCCAGAUGAACAGAAAAACCAUCUUAUAAGUGAUAGUGGUGAUACAGGUGACUGGGCAGCCCAUCCUUCCAUUGAGAUUCAUUCAUCAAUGGUUUCCUGGACAAAUAUUCAGUCAAGCGCAGCACCUACCUCAGUUGCACCGCCAUCAUUAUCAUCAUUCUCCUUUCCCUCCCCUGGCAGAGAGACUGACAAACCAGCUGGAAGUAUUGUCAGCAGAAAAGCAAGAGCUGUAUAUCCAUGUGAGGCAGAGCAUAGCUCGGAAUUAUCUUUUCAAACUGGGGCAGUUUUUGAGGAUGUGCAUUAUUCACGAGAACCUGGCUGGCUUGAAGGAACUCUUAAUGGGAAAAAAGGCCUAAUUCCUGAAAACUAUGUCCAGUUUCUUUAGUAUUCAGCCCUGAGUGCCUGGAAGGUGUACAUGGUAUCCAUGGAUUUCUUUUUCUUUUUGAUACAGUUGCUCCUCUUGACUUCAAUUAUUUUUAAUGAUUGAGGAACUUGACAGGAAUUGAAGACCUUCAUCUGUGUAAGGAUUAAACCCUUUGCCAAAUAGGAGUUUUACAGUUGUGAUUUCCAUAAUUUUAUAUUGGAGAAGAACGUGAUUUACUUUUAUAAAAUGCUAUUUUAUGUUUGUAAAGAGUAAUAAUUAUAUAUAUAUAUAUAUCUGUGUAUGUUUGUAAAUUUACCAGAAUCUUAAAUCAAAUGGUUGAUUUAUGAACCACCUUCCAGUUAAACGAAGAUUGCAAAAAGUGUUCUUUCUGUUGUUCUGUUCUUAACUUUUGAGAGGUUUGAAGCACCAUGAUUCCAAAUUGUACAGAAAAACCUUCCAUAUUGACAAAUUAUUAAUUACUUAAACAGGUUACAAUCUCCCCUUAUUUAAAUGGUGGGAAAGAACAUCAGUUGAAACACACAGGAAGAAAAGACAAAUGUGCCUUACCAAUAUCCCCAGUAUGCAGAUGAUUUAAUAAAAUAGUGUGAUUUACUGGUAUAUUAAAAAAUUAAAGGUGUGUGUAUUAAUUGAGCUCCAUAAAAAUUCUGCCUUUUGUUGAAUGGGAGCAGAAUUGAAAUUGUCUGAAAUCCUAUUGGUGUAUUAUGCCAGAGCAAAAGUAAUAAUGCCAGCCAGUUGUUCUAGAACAGUGGUUCUCAACCUGUGGGCUUUCAAAUGUUUUGGCCUUCAACUGUUCUAGAGGGACACGUGUAGUCUUCUCUCACACCUUUGAGUUCUUUGUGGGGAAGUAAUUGACUGUUGCACAAAAGAGGAGCUCAAGGUCAUAGUGAAGCGUCUCUUUAUAAUAGGCCAAGUAACUAUAGGAUUCAAUAUAGCUAAGCUAGCUAUAUUUAUGCUAUGCUAAAAUGUAUAGAAUCUUGCCCAUAACCUUAUCUGCUGUAUAUUUGAGAAAUUUCUAUCUACUGCACUGUGGUAAUUCACUGUUUGUGAUCAUUAGCUGGUGGAAAUUUGCUAGGUAGGCCCAAAUGAGAGGUGAAAAGUCUUUGCUUGUAUUCUCACCCCAUAGGUCAAAUGGAGUAGUUUGAUGGUGGGAAGAGCCACUUUUCAUUCAGUGGAUUUAAAACUCUUCAUGAACCCCUUCUCCACCAUUAUGGGAUAGGGAAAUAUAAAAUUAUCCCUUUUGGAAAGUAGCUUGUGAGUGGGUGAGGAUGAAUUUUUGACAGAAAUAUAACAAGAAUUGAACUGUUUGGAUGGCACCUCAACUGUUUUAGGCUUUAAAACAAGUUGGGGACGUGCACUUGACUACAUGUCAUAUCUAGUUUGUACCUGCUAUUCACAUAACUUUAUGACUGAUCAAGGUCAUGUUAUACACUGCUUAUUUUCAAACAAUCAGAAGAGUGGAAAGAAUAUCAAAUGCUAGUUUUAAAUCACAGUAAUGCUACGCAAAAAGAACAAAAAGCUUAACACACAAUUCAUAUAUAUUAUUUUUCUGCUCUGUUGAGUCAUUUAAAUGCAACAUUUUUACAAUGGAUUUUUUUAAACAUUGGAUUUUCAGGGGAAGUAAUAUUUAACAGAGAUGGUAGAAGCACUGAAAGAGAAGUCAGGGACUUGCGCUGGGUAAAUAAAUGGUUGAAAGGGGUGCUCAUGUUGCUGUUGCCAUCUCUUUCUUCCAUCCCCAUUUCACUAUCUGAACUAAUGUACAUACAGGAUCUCCUCAAGAACCCAUUGCCACAAGCACAUCCCUAGAUGCAUGUGUGUUUUUCUGUGCAGUAGACUUAAAAACAUACAUGGUGAUGUACUAAAGGGAAGCCAAGAGUUCCCUUCAGCACUCAGUUCUAGCUCAGGCUGCCACAAGGGGAGUAGAUUAUCAGCACUGUAGCUUGCAAGUCUCUUUAGGAAGAUUAUAGGGAGUUUCCCCAAGAGGCAAUCCAUUACAAACACUGGGUUUGCAGUUUAUCCAAGGGGUACUGCCUUCCCCCAUUCCAUCCUAUAAUGGACAAAUGAAGCUCACCAGACGGGCUUGAGGAAUGCAGAUUUUUUACCCAACAGAGACAGAUUGCAAUUAUAUUCAUUUUGCUCUUGCUAUUCAGAUGUAGAUUUGGAAGGCGAGAUUUGAAUUCCUAUAUCCAAGUUCAUACCUGGUUCACACAGUUUGUAUAUGUUAUUCAUAUUUUUUUUUAUCCAACGGGGCAAAUCUUUUUGCUGAAGGAAGUUAAACAAAUGUCUGUUUUAAGAUUGUAUUUAAUGUUAAAUAAAAAGACAGUCAACUUUUUAA